AUGUUGAAGUUCUACGAGGAGAAAGUUAGUCUCCUAAUUCCAGGAGUCACUCUAGCCGACUUGGAGCAUGGUCAGCACCGUAUCGCCAGACUCAUGGGGAUGCCGCGUAAGGUUUUGGUGAAGCCUAAACAUGUCCACUACCGAAUCAUUGAUCACCCCGUCCCCAACUUCACCCCUCUACUCGCUAGCGACUUGGACCGACUCCUUAAUCGAGAUAUAGCACACAUGGAUGACUUCACAGACGGACUGAAGAUCAUCACACCUAAGGCUAACAUCGACCGAUCAAUCGACCGAUCAAUCGACCGAUCAAUCGACCGAUCAAUCGACCGGGACAAGGACGAGCGUGUUUCUCAAGACGUGCAAGUUCGUCAAGACGUGCAAGUUCGUCAAAAUGAGGAAGUCAAUGACCAACAGGCGAAAAAUAAUCCACAAAUUAACAAUGACCAAGGUGUAAUGGCUACCGACCAAGGGGCUGACGAGGUGAUGACUGGUAACGAGGUGAUGACUGGAGUUGACGACGAAGGGGAAGGCGCUUUGCUUUUCUCCUGCACACUUCCCCGAGGGUGUUAUUUGACGUGUUUGUUGCGAGAGUUAUUGGAUGCCGAAAGUAUUGACGCAAUCUGCGCCAAGCGUCAAUGA
This is a messenger RNA of Gregarina niphandrodes, 639 nucleotides long. RefSeq lists its product as hypothetical. Gene Ontology annotation, biological process: pseudouridine synthesis. The record is from RefSeq and is a predicted model, not a curated record. The transcript has a single exon. Lineage: Eukaryota; Apicomplexa; Conoidasida; Eugregarinorida; Gregarinidae. The coding region runs from base 1 to 639 and encodes 212 amino acids. Gene Ontology annotation, molecular function: pseudouridine synthase activity; RNA binding.